Messenger RNA from Drosophila hydei, 1530 nucleotides. RefSeq names its product probable polyol transporter 3. Gene Ontology annotation, cellular component: membrane. Gene Ontology annotation, molecular function: transmembrane transporter activity. Gene Ontology annotation, biological process: transmembrane transport. Lineage: Eukaryota; Metazoa; Arthropoda; Insecta; Diptera; Drosophilidae. The transcript is spliced from 3 exons. The coding region runs from base 36 to 1511 and encodes 491 amino acids. The record is from RefSeq and is a predicted model, not a curated record.
UUUAGUAGAGCCAGUUCGCUUCUACGCGCGUCCAAAUGGCUACCAUAAUAAUCAGCGGUCAAGCGCCAGGUGCCAAGCCGACCUUUGUAGCCACAAGCGCUCCACAGCCGCAGCUCACCUACAUCGAUGUAAUCGAAGAUCCCCGAACCCAGCGCGGUUACAACCGUUGGACAAAUGGACACAAUGCCCACUCUGCAACCGUUGGAUUCCUACUUUUCACCUAUGGCGGCAUGGAUAUGGCCCAGGGUCUGAUAUGGAAUUUGGACACCGGAAUUUCGUCUACUCCUGAGAUGAACUACUGUUGGUUCAUUGGUGUUAUAAUAGGAGCCUUUGUCGCGGCUUUUGCAGUGACUCAUGUACCAAAGAAAUAUUUCUAUCUACUGGGAGGAGUCAUGAUGUUCAUCGAUGCGGUCAUCUUUGUCAGUGCUCCAUACAAGUAUAACCCCAUAAGAGCGGCUCGCUAUGUGGGCGGAGUGGGCAUGGGACUGAUCACAAUGGCCUUCAUCAUACACAACUCGGAGGUAACUCUGGGCAAUUCGCGUGGCAAGUGGUGCGGCUUGGAGCAGUUCGGCUUGUCCCUGGGCAUACUCAUUCAGGUGCUGAUGGACUCGCAAUGGAAUUUUGCGUCCAGUAUUAACAUCAAUACGGCGCAUGGAAUCAUUGGCAUUAUCUUUACUGUCUUGGCCACCGGCACCGUGGCUAUGUCUGUUGAGUCUCCGAUCUUCUAUCUUCGCAGUAAUAACGAAGAUGCGGCGCGCACCUGUCAAACUCAGCUGCUGGGCACCAAUGUGCCAACGGAAAUAUAUGAGGCAAUCUUUGCCGAGGCAAAGGGCUACGUCAUGGAAAGCAACAGCCGAAGCUUUGGUGAACAGUUCGCGGCAUCUGGAAUGCCCUUCAUAAAAAUGCUCUUCAGUCGCUGCCUUGUGGCGUUUUCCUUCUCGUAUCCGCUCAGCGCUGCCAUGUUGAACAGCACUGCGGUCUGGAAGGACACCAUGUACAGCUGGCCCUUGAUUUUGUGGCCCAUUUUGCGCUUCAUUGGAGUACUCAUCGCAAUUGGCAUUGUGGAUAAGCUCGGCCGCAAGUUCAUUUCGCUGGUGGGACUCCUGUGCAUGGCAGCUCUUAUGCUCGCUCUGGCUGGCAUCUUUACACAUGAUCCACAAAUGUCAAACACUUAUUAUAUGGCGGAAGUAUCUCGUGUCUCCUUGGCGUUCCAGAUCUUUGCAGGCAUAUUUGUCAUCAGCACUCCAUCCUACUUGGGCGAGGCUUUCCCCAUGAAGGUGAAGCCUUUCCUAAUUGGCUUUGUUGUGUGUCUGGAGCAGGUGAUUCACAUCAUUGUGAUCGUCACAUUCGGAAAGACCUAUAACUGCUACUUCCAAUACUUUGUCGGCGUGGGUGUUAUAUUGGUAGUGAGUCUGAUCAUAUUUGCCGUCUUGAUGCCCGAAACUCGAGGCAUGUCCCUCCGACAGGCCACCGAUCGUUUCUGUCGCUACUUUGACGUGAUGUCCUACUAAGAAGCAGCUUCCAUUCAGG